Messenger RNA from Plasmodium gonderi, 1905 nucleotides. Its product is annotated as inositol-3-phosphate synthase. Gene Ontology annotation, cellular component: cytoplasm. Bases 1 to 1905 code for a protein of 634 amino acids. Gene Ontology annotation, biological process: phospholipid biosynthetic process; inositol biosynthetic process. The transcript has 2 exons. Gene Ontology annotation, molecular function: inositol-3-phosphate synthase activity. The record is from RefSeq and is a predicted model, not a curated record. Lineage: Eukaryota; Apicomplexa; Aconoidasida; Haemosporida; Plasmodiidae.
AUGGAGAAUUUUCAAGGAUUGAAGUUUGGAUCGAAGGUACAAGGAGGAGGAAGCAAUGCUUAUGGAAAGGACGAUGGGAUCCAAGUUAAGUUUGACACAACCGAAGAUGAAAAUUUUGUUUAUGCAACAUACGAACAUAUAGAAAUGGAAGUGGAAAAGGAUACUAAUAAGAGUAGUAGCAAUUGUGCUGGAAGUAAUGGUGGAUGUAUUUCUUCCAUGUCUUGCAAGAAAGUAAAAACAAAUUAUGAAAUAAUGGUAGAGAAAAUAAAAGAGAAGAAAUUAGGAGUUUUACUUAUUGGUAUUGGUGGAAAUAAUGCAACUACCAUGUUAGGUGGAAUAUGUGCAAAUGCCAAAAAAUUAACUUAUUUAAAUAAGUAUGAGAUGAAAAAAGCUAAUUAUUUGGGAAGUGUUUUUUUAUCAUCAAAUAUGAGGCUAGGAUAUGAUUUAAAAAAUAAGGAGCAUACGUACUGUCCCAUACACAAAUUAAUCGAAGUUUAUAAUCCUGAAAACAUUACAUUUGGUGGUUGGGAUAUUAACAAUUUAAAUUUGAAAGAUUGUUUAAUUCGAAAUAAAGUUUUUGAACAUGAUUUAAUUGAAAAAAUUAAGGAUGAUAUGAAUUAUGUACCAUUAAAAAGUGUAUAUUUUAAAGGAAAUUUUAUUGCGGCAAAUCAACAAAAAAGAGUUAAUAACAUACUUACUGGAAAUAACAAAUUGGAAAUUUUAGAAAAAGUAAGAGAUCAAAUUAGGAACUUUAAGAAAACAAAUAAUCUGGAUGAAGUAAUUGUACUGUGGUCAGGAAACACGGAAAAAAAUAUACCACAUAUUGAAGGUGUAAAUGAUACCUAUAGAAAUAUUUUACUUGCAUGCAAAAAUAAUCAUGAAUCUGUAUCCCCAAGUAUUCUUUAUUCUCUAGCUGCUGUGUUGGAGAACUCGCCUUUUAUUAACAGUAGCCCUCAGAACACAUUAGUCAAUGGGGUUGUUCAGCUGGCACAGCAAAAGGGAAUAUUCAUUGUUGGAAAUGACUUGAAGACUGGACAGACCAAAAUUAAAAAUUUCCUCCUCGAUUUUUACUUUAACACAGGCCUGAAGCCCAAGAGCAUAGUCUCGUAUAACCACCUGGGUAACAAUGACGGAAAGAACUUGUCAUCAGAUCUCCAGUUUUACAGCAAAAAAAUUUCCAAAAGUAACUUGAUUUGUGAUUAUGUAAAGGCGAAUGAGCAUAUGUAUAAUAACGAGGAAGAAGAAGCAGCAUUAACAAAUAAACUGAUGGAAGGGCAGAGUAACACUGAUGAUUACUGCAAGGGAGAUAGUUUAUUAUCUACGAGCAGUGAUAUUAAAGACUUGGAGGAAGAUUAUGCAUAUGCUGAAGCAAUUGAGAAACAGAAGGUAAACAGUGAAAUUGUAAUUAAGUAUGUACCAUAUGUAGGUGACGAUAAGAAAGCUAUUGAUGAAUAUAUUAGCGAAAUUUUUAUGAACGGAAAAAAUACAAUUUCCAUGUAUAACGUUUGUCAAGAUUCCCUUUUGGCCUCACCAAUUUUGAUUGAUUUAAUUUUAUUAGUUGAAUUAUCUGAUCGAGUUUAUUUCAAAAUGAAUUCGAAAAGCUCAGGAAUAAGUCCUCUUGGAGACUUAAAAAAUCAGACUGUAGUAGAACCCAUAACUGAUCCAAUUAAUCUCGGUGCAGAUUAUCAGCUAUCACACACUAUAUUAAAAACCAAACAUGCAAAUUUUAACAAAAUGGAAUGUGUUCUUUUCUUGUCUAGUCUUUUCUGCAAGUCUCCAUUCAACUCUAAUAUCUACAAAACAAGGCAUUCGUUCUUUUCACAAUUUGAAAGCUUAUGCAACUUUGUUAGAAUUAUUUGUGGUUUGCCCGUGGAUGAUCACUUGGACUUACCCUAUAUGGUUUGA